Molecule: messenger RNA, 1980 nt
Organism: Amorphotheca resinae ATCC 22711
Lineage: Eukaryota; Fungi; Ascomycota; Leotiomycetes; Helotiales; Amorphothecaceae
Product: carbohydrate esterase family 3 protein
Exons: 6
Coding region: 1-1980 (659 amino acids)
Molecular function (GO): phosphatidylcholine lysophospholipase A1 activity; protein binding
Source: RefSeq, a predicted model, not a curated record
AUGUCUCUAAAACGGAGAUCAUCCAGGUUACCCUUUGUCACUAGGGGAAUUACAUUCUUCCUCGCCGCGUUUGGCGCCCUGAAUCCAGCCGUAGCCUGCUCCGUUUCAGCGUCAUCCACGCCGACUUUUCUAUUACGGAAUGCCGGUGCUCCCGUCCGCGCGAGGGCGAUCAGAGUUAUGGUCGUAGGCGAUUCAAUUACCCAAGGUCACGAAGGUGAUUGGACUUGGCGCUACCGGCUGUGGCAAUGGUUUAAUGACCAAGGUGUUGAGGUCGACUUCGUCGGGCCAUGGAAGGGUACUAGGCCUCCCGACCCGGCCACUUCUCCGGUUCCACCUCCUUUACAAGAUCCUCCAGCUUCAGACGACCCAGGGCAAAUCACCACCGGAGGAUACGCCGUCGGAGUAGAUCCUAACUUCGACAGCGAUCACUUCGCAGCUUGGGGGCGACAAUCAGCACAGGAUAAAGACCUAAUCCGCGGCAUGGUAACGACAUAUAGCCCAGAUUAUCUUCUUGUCUUGCUCGGAUUUAACGACCUGGGUUGGGGUAUUAGCGACGCCGAAGGCACUUUUGAAAGCAUGGAGAUUUUCAUCAGCGAAGCUCGCGCUGCCAAGCCUGACAUUAAAUUCGCUCUGGGAAACAUUCCGCAACGCAGUUUCAUUGGGGAACAUAGUGACCUGCCUAGCAAAACGGAUGUUUACAAUCAAAUACAAGCAGCAGCUAUCCCGAGGUUGAGUACUCCCAGUUCCCAGAUUGAACUCGUCCAAAUGAGAGAAAACUACGAUUGCGAUGUCGGUGGCUGUCCCGCCGGCUAUGAUGGUUUGCACCCCAACGUUCUAGGCGAGUACCAGAUUGCACAAGCCUUCUCACGUACUUUAGUUAAUGGCUUUGGUAUUGGAACCAACGAACUGGUCAUUCCUGCAAGCCUUCCAGUUCGGCCCAUCUCCGUGCCUACUAAUUUCCAAGCGGUGUCAAGCGUGACCGGUGUGACGGUGACUUGGGAUGCUGUCUACGGCGCAAUGGGCUAUGAGCUCCAGAACCGUCUCGUAGGGGUUGAUACCUGGAACACCUGGUCUACUACUUUCAAUAGGUACGACACGUCGUGGGUCCUCGACGGCUGGGAAUAUGAGUUUAGGAUCCGUAUGAGCAACGGCGAUGCGGUGAAGUCUGAUUGGUCGGACAUAAUCUCUGCAGUGUGCCACCCACAAACGCCUCCAGCACCAACUGACAUAUUAACUGGAGCUACUGCCACUGGCGUGGAUAUUUCGUGGGCUCCGUGUGGCCAUGAUAUCACUGAGUACGCUGUCAUCCUCUACAACAGGGACACAGUCGGCUCAUAUGUUGAGACGAUUGGCAUUGAGCCUACAAGCCUUUCUGCCCACGUCGACUCACUGACUCCAGGUAUCCACUAUGAUAUUGCCGUGCAAGCUUGGAACCAAUAUGGUGGCGGUUUUCCGGGGGUGGGCAAGAGUGUCACUGUUGGGGCUGGGGCCCCUCCCGCCCCUACGAACUUACAGAUCACCUCGAUUGACGGUACUACUAUCGAGAUGGCCUGGUGCGGCUCUCCUGAAGCCGCUGGCUACCGUACUUGGCACCGCAACAUCAACGAUGGCAGCGUACUCGUUGGCGAUGACUUUUCUACAGCUGAAACUAAAUACGGCGUCGCUUUUCUGUUUCCAGGGGUCUGGAACUACGAGUUCUGCGUUAGUGCCAUCAAUGGCGAAUUGGAGUCAGGGUUGUCAAACUGCGUGGUGUGUCCACAACCCGGAGAAGUAGCAGGUGGUCCCGUUGGCGGCGCAGAUUGCUAUUCUGGGGUCAACUGGUCAGCGACAGUUGUUGUCGGCAAUCCAACCCUUGCUACGUUUGUUCCUGAGCAGAACGUCAUGCGUCCUGGGCUGAUCCCCGCUUUUCCGGGCACGGGAGCUACCUUCCCAGCAACGCAAUUCCCUUUACAUUUAUCCUCUCCUAGCGCCCACGGAUAG